Messenger RNA from Phyllopteryx taeniolatus (common seadragon), 3665 nucleotides. It is a transcript of the gene cpsf4, whose product is annotated as cleavage and polyadenylation specific factor 4. Bases 1603 to 3198 code for a protein of 531 amino acids. Gene Ontology annotation, cellular component: cytosol; nucleus; cytoplasm. Gene Ontology annotation, molecular function: mRNA 5'-UTR binding; glycine hydroxymethyltransferase activity; serine binding. The record is from RefSeq and is a predicted model, not a curated record. NCBI's taxonomy places the organism in Eukaryota, Metazoa, Chordata, Actinopteri, Syngnathiformes, Syngnathidae. Gene Ontology annotation, biological process: protein homotetramerization; folic acid metabolic process; tetrahydrofolate interconversion. The transcript has 16 exons.
CAUUGGUUCACAUGCACCUCAAUAAUUAGUUAAAUAAGUAAGAAUAUUAUAUUCUAUAUUAUAUUAUAUAUUGAGUACUCCAGUACUUUUUGGGGAGAAUUACCCAACAAAAACACCUCAUUGAUUAUCCAGGUCAGCAGAAAGGGAGGCUUUCCCAGGUCAGACAAGCGUUGAGACCUCGGACACGCUGCAGGGCAGCAUGUUCUGCGUCUGUCCCAAGGUCCCCUCCAGGCAUACACAGGAGAUGACAGAGUAACCUCACCUGGCUACAGUGUUUCCCCAUCAUAUUGUGGUUCAUCGUUCGCCUCGCUUUAUCCAGGAUGUUUUAAGCAAUAAUUUUUUUAAUGGGGUUUUACAGUAUACUUAAUUGUAAAGCCCGUAAAUGUGGGAAAGGAGAGCCACAGUUGCAGAUACAGUUUUCAGUCCUUUAUUGAACCCCAGGAGAACAGUAGAACAUAUAUACUCAAUGAGAACACUCACGACGCAGGAGCUUCUGUUGGCCACAGCUCACGACCAGACACUAACACGCAGGCUCACCGACAUCACGCCUCACCCAACCAGGCCGCGCCUUUUAAAGCCUCAGCCAUCCAAGAGUUCCUCUUCUCAUCAUAUCUCGUAAUGUGAGCCUAGACACCCAGCGGAGGAUAACAACUUCAGCCAGAACUUUGUUCUUUCAGUCACUAUGCACAGUUUGUGACCUGAGGUGACCAGUCAGUCAACCGUUAAUCUCUCCCUUCACCACGAAAGUCCAAUAAAUAUGAAUGCAAUAUGGAUACAAUAUAUCGACCACAUCAUUGCAGGCACGUACCUUACGCUCCCAACUUCCCUUAUUCAGGAACAACACCUCGGAAUUCUUGAAUUCCUCCAACCGAGGCAGGACUUCACUCCUGGCUUUGAGGGCGCAAUAAUUUUUUUCUGACUGACAAACAUGGCCUCAGAUUUCGAGGCCUGACAACCAGCUGAUACACUCAGCUAUGAGCUGUCCCAACAAACGCUAAAGCCUCGAUGAUGGGCCAUUAGGACCAUAUCUUUCACAAAUAUCUUCAGGGCAUCAAACUGGACAGCCUCUAUAUGCCUUGGCUGCAUCUAGGUAUUUCAUAAAAUAAAAUGAAUACACCCAGUGACAAAGCACACCCUUGGUGGAAUCCAAUUUGGAACACCGUCUAAUGCCUUUUACAAUUUCAUAAAACACUUGUGCACUGAUUGGGCAAAGUACCAUACACUCUCAAGGACCUUACAAAAGAUGUAGAGCUUGUACAGAGUUUCACAACUGGAACAAUAAUCAAAUUCCACCUCCCAGAUCUAUGGCUAGACUAACAGACUCUCCUCUCCAGUACUCAGGAAUAGGCUUUCCUAGGUAGCCAGAGGAGUGUGAUCCCCCUGGAUUUGGAACAUACACACCGGUCCUCCUUCUUAAAAUAGGGCACGACCAACCCACUCUGCCAAUACAGAGGUACUGCCCUUGCCUUCCCCGGAAGAAAGGUGAAUCCUAAAACUGGUUACAUCGAUUAUGACAGACUUCAAGAAAAUGCACAGCUUUUCCACCCCAAACUCAUCAUUGCAGGAACGAGCUGCUAUUCCCGUAACAUUGACUAUGCCCGCAUGAGGCAGAUCGCUAGAGAGAAUGGCGCGUAUCUGAUGGGAGACAUGGCGCACAUCAGUGGACUGGUGGCUGCCGGAGUCGUGCCUUCACCCUUUGACUACUGUGACAUUGUUUCCACAACGACACACAAGACACUGCGCGGCUGCAGAGCCGGACUGAUAUUCUUCAGGAAAGGUGUGCGCAGUGUUGACGCCAAGGGGAAGGAGACUACAAUGUACAAUCUCGAGUCUUUAAUCAAUCAAGCCGUCUUUCCAGGGCUGCAGGGCGGCCCACACAACCAUGCCAUCGCAGGUGUUGCUGUGGCUCUCAGACAAGCCAUGACACCAGAGUUUAAAGCUUACCAGAUGCAGGUUCUUGUCAAUUGUCAAGCUCUUUCCACUGCCCUCAUUGAAUACGGCUACAAGAUUGUUACUGGUGGUUCUGACAAUCAUCUUAUCCUGUUGGACCUGCGCAGCAAAGGAACAGAUGCAGUACGAGCCGAGAAAGUUCUGGAAGCCUGUGAUAUUUCUUGUAAUAAGCACGCCUGUCCAGGGGAAACAACUGUAAUGAGCCCCAGUGGACUCAGACUCGGCUCUCCGGCACUCACAUCCAGAGGCUUGCAGGAAGAUGACUUCAGGAAGGUGGCAGACUUCAUUCAUAGAGGCAUUGGGCUUACCCUGGAGGUGGAGAGAAGUUUGGAUCCGAAGGCCACUCUGAAGGAAUUCAUCCAGGCGUUGGCCCAGGACGAGAAGUUCCAGCAGCGUGUAACUGAGCUCAGGACAGAGCGGGAAUCGACGAACUCAUCGCAUUCAAGCAUGCAGGAUUUACUGGCUAGCGCGGACCACAUCAAGUUCGACCUGGAGAUUGCCGUGGAGCAACAGCUGGGGGCUCAGCCUCUGCCGUUCCCCGGAAUGGACAAAUCCGGGUCUGCUGUAUGUGAGUUCUUCAUGAGAGCUGCGUGCAUGAAAGGUGGGAUGUGUCCUUUCCGUCACAUCAGUGGAGAGAAGACGGUCGUGUGCAAGCACUGGCUCAGAGGACUUUGCAAAAAAGGAGAUCAGUGCGAGUUCCUCCACGAGUAUGACAUGACGAAGAUGCCUGAAUGCUAUUUCUACUCCAAGUUUGGUGAGUGUAGCAACAAGGAAUGUCCAUUCCUGCACAUCGAUCCUGAGUCCAAGAUCAAGGACUGUCCCUGGUAUGACCGAGGAUUCUGCAAACAUGGUCCUGACUGCAGACACAGACACACAAGAAGGGUGAUUUGUGUGAACUACCUGGUGGGUUUCUGUCCAGAAGGAAAGUCUUGCAAAUUUAUGCAUCCUCGUUUUGAAUUGCCAAUGGGAGCUCCUGAGCAGCCUCCUCUGCCACUACAAAACCAAAAUCAGAUAAAGACGGGCCCUAUCAUGGGCCGCUCGUCAUUCUCAGCCAUCCACCUGAGCAACGCCAGCCCGGGCCCGCGGUCGCACAACAACUCUUCCAUGCCUGUCACUCAACAGAAUCAUGUCAUUCCCAUCAGAGGGCCUCGGCCACUGGACCAGGUUACCUGCUACAAGUGCGGAGAAAAGGGCCACUACGCCAACAAGUGUAAUAAGGGCCAUCUUGCCUUCUUGAUUGGACAGUGACCUUAAAGUUGGUGUAAUGAGACAACAGGGAAGAUGGUGGACACUUUACAGGUUGACCUCCCAACUGAAAUCCCUAGAACAACCUGUGAUUUGUUUUUUUUCUAGUCAGUCGACUCAUACACAGGCACAAAGAGAUUUACAUCAAUUUGUAUUCUUGCCUUUUAUACAGUGUGGGGGGAAAAAAUGGCAAGAUGCCAUUGUCGUGUGGGUUACUUGGAAUUCUCACAGACAAAAAUAGUGUCUAUUUGUUCUAUUAGUUGUGCUUAUGUUAGCCUUUUUGUACUAAAGAUUUGCAGUUAUUUCAUAAAUGCGUCAAACCCCAGAAAUCACUCCUCACAAGAAACAGUAGCUACACCGAUAAGUACUGUCUUCAUAACCUCAUAAAUGAUGAUGUGUGACACAUUCUCAGUGUGUAAAUAAAUGUGCCAUUCUAAAAUGGGUUGUAUUUGAAAUCCUGAACAAGAAUA